Molecule: messenger RNA, 1584 nt
Organism: Brassica oleracea var. oleracea
Lineage: Eukaryota; Viridiplantae; Streptophyta; Magnoliopsida; Brassicales; Brassicaceae
Product: receptor-like cytosolic serine/threonine-protein kinase RBK2
Exons: 9
Coding region: 21-1571 (516 amino acids)
Biological process (GO): protein phosphorylation
Molecular function (GO): protein kinase activity; ATP binding
Source: RefSeq, a predicted model, not a curated record
CUUCUGUCUGCAAUUAAUCUAUGGAACGCGUUAGAGAAUCAUCAGAAACUCUUGCUUCCACAACGACCUCAUCUUCGUCUCCCUCAUGCAAUGUAGACGUUGAGAAUCGUGGAAAACAACUAAGUCCUUUCUCAACAAGAAGAUCUAGAGCUGGCUUCUCUGAUUCUUUCUCUUCUCAUGAUUUACAAUCAUUCUGUUCAAAUCAAGAAAACAUAAAACUCUACCCCAACCAAACCGAAUCAGACGAUGACUUAUCAAGGAGCAUAGAAUCUGAAACAUCAUGUCCCGUGGUGAGCACGUCAGACUCAUUAGCAUCAUCAGAACCUCAUAAUCACCAUUCCCACCACCAUCAUUCAUCUAUAGGCCUCACUAGCGGUCAAUGGAGAGGUCGUUUCGUCCGUUUACUCAAGAAAGGAUCAUCCGCAAUGCCAUUCAACACACCUCUUAAAGGAGUCCCUAAACUAACCAGACGUAAAAGCAAACGCAUAAGAGACAACAUGGUCCCUGUUCUACCUGCUACUUCUCUUGACACUGGUGACUUGUUCUGUUUCAAACCCUCUUGGAGAAACUACUCCCUCCAAGAUAUUCAAACCGCUACCAAUGGCUACAGCCGUGAGAAUCUGAUUGGAGAAGGAGGAUAUGCGGAAGUAUAUAAGGGACAGAUGGCAGAUGGGCAAAUAGUGGCAAUAAAGAAACUGACUAGAGGUUCUGCAGAGGAGAUGACAAUGGAUUAUCUUUCCGAGUUAGGGAUCAUAGUUCAUGUAGAUCAUCCAAACAUAGCUAAGCUUAUUGGAUACUGUGUUGAAGGAGGAAUGCAUCUUGUUCUUCAGCUAUCUCCUAAUGGAAGCCUCGCUUCUUUGCUCUAUGAGGCGAAAGAGAAGUUGAGUUGGAGCAUAAGAUACAAAGUGGCGACAGGAACAGCUGAAGGACUGUACUAUCUCCAUGAAGGUUGCCAGAGAAGGAUCAUUCAUAAAGACAUCAAAGCUUCUAACAUUCUUCUCACUGAGAACUUUGAGGCUCAGAUAUCUGAUUUCGGCCUGGCUAAAUGGCUGCCAGACCAAUGGACUCAUCAUACCGUAUCGAAAAUAGAAGGAACAUUCGGCUAUCUUCCGCCAGAGUUCUUCAUGCAUGGUAUUGUGGACGAGAAAACAGAUGUAUAUGCUUAUGGAGUCCUGCUUCUUGAGCUCAUUACUGGUAAACAAGCCCUAGACAGCGCACAACAUAGCCUUGUCAUGUGGGCCAAGCCAUUGAUCAAAGAGAACAAGAUCAAACAACUAGUUGAUCCGGUUAUGGGAGAUGACUACGACUUAGAAGAGUUGGAACGCCUUGUUUUCAUAGCAUCCUUGUGCAUACACCAAACCUCCAUGAACCGGCCUCACAUGAAUCAGGUUGUGGAGAUUUUUAGAGGCGACAAGGGCAGUUUAGACCAGCUAAAACAACGACAAAACUCCAAACUGCAGAGGACUUACUCGGAAGAACUAUUGGAUAACGAAGAAUACAACUCGACAAGAUAUUUGAACGAUAUUAACCGACACAUGGAGACUGUUCUCGGAACAUCUAAAAACUCAUGAAACAAUUUACUUA